UUGACAUUCUGUCGUACUUUCAUGUCUAACUAACGGAAUUAAAUUAUUGGAAAUGAUUGCGAUUCUAUUGAUAGGUAGUAAAUAAUUCUAAUAUCCAUAUUAGUAGCAUCUUUUUUUUUUAAACAGAUGAAACUUCGGUCUGAUUUAAAGGUGUGAGAGCCGCCAGCACUGGGACAGUCCAUCUGUGUGUCAGUCUGUGCAGGUGUGUGUCAGUCGACUGGCACAGCUCGGAAUGCAAGAUGCUGUUCUCCCUGGGGAUGCUGAUGCUGUCCGCCACACAGAUCUACACCAUCUUUACCGUGCAGCUCUUUGCCUUCCUCAACCUGCUGCCCGUCGAGGCCGACAUCUCUGCCUAUACAUUUGACAACAAAACGGGAAACUUUGAUGACCUGCCUGCACGGUUUGGGUACCGGUUGCCCAGCGAUGGACUCAAGGGCUUUCUGAUUGGUGCACGGCCCCAAAAUGCCUGCGAACCCAUUGACCCGCCCCCUAUUCGGGACAACCUCACUGGUGCCUUCAUCGUGCUCAUCAAGCGCUUCGACUGCAACUUUGACAUCAAGGUCCUUAACGCCCAGAAGGCCGGGUACAAGGCGGCGAUUGUUCACAACGUGGACUCUGAUGACUUAAUCAGCAUGGGAUCCAAUGAUCUGGAUAUUUUGAAGCAGAUUGACAUUCCAUCAGUGUUUGUGAGCGAAGAGACUGCCGACUCCCUGAAAAAGGACUACGCAUAUGACAAGGGGGGUCAUGUGGUCCUCAUGCCGGACUUCAGCCUGCCUCUGGAAUACUACCUGAUCCCCUUCCUCAUCAUCGUGGGAAUCUGCCUCAUCCUCAUCGUCGUUUUCAUGAUCACCAAGUUUGUCCAGGGCAGACACAGGGCUCGGAGAAGCCGUCUGCGCAAGGACCAGCUGAAGAAACUUCCCAUUCACAAGUACAAUAAAGGGGACGCCUACGAUGUGUGUGCCAUAUGCCUGGAUGAGUACGAGGAGGGAGACAAGCUCCGGGUCCUGCCCUGCUCUCACGCUUACCACAACAAGUGUGUGGACCCCUGGCUGACCAAGACCAGGAAGACGUGUCCUGUGUGCAAGCAGAAGGUGGUCCCCUCUGCAGGCGACUCAGACUCCGAUUCGGAGGAGGGCGACAGCGGGCCCGAUGAGAACGAGGUGUCAGAGAGCACCCCGCUGCUGCGCUCCCUGGCCUCUACCAGCGGCCACUCUUUUGGCACCAUGUCGGGCACCUCACGUUCCGAGCCCGAUCAGGAGUCCUCUGAGUAUGAAGACGACCACCUGGACACCAGCGACGACAGCGAGGUCACCGUGGAGACAGUGGUGCAGCUGCAGGAGCCUCGUCCUGACGACCACGACCCGGUCCGCGCCUGAUUGGUUGGCCUGAGUUGACAGACAGCUGGCCGGUCCCCCGCCCCUCUCUCCCACUCACCCUAUGGGGUUGCAGAGACUCACGCUGGUGGCGUGGU
This is a messenger RNA of Oncorhynchus nerka (sockeye salmon), 1471 nucleotides long. RefSeq names its product E3 ubiquitin-protein ligase RNF13. The transcript has 10 exons. Lineage: Eukaryota; Metazoa; Chordata; Actinopteri; Salmoniformes; Salmonidae. The record is from RefSeq and is a predicted model, not a curated record. Gene Ontology annotation, molecular function: zinc ion binding. Bases 240 to 1376 code for a protein of 378 amino acids.